Trichomycterus rosablanca is the source of this 2334-nucleotide messenger RNA. It is a transcript of the gene aebp2, whose product is annotated as AE binding protein 2. The record is from RefSeq and is a predicted model, not a curated record. Gene Ontology annotation, cellular component: ESC/E(Z) complex. The transcript has 8 exons. Gene Ontology annotation, biological process: regulation of transcription by RNA polymerase II. The coding region runs from base 221 to 1537 and encodes 438 amino acids. Lineage: Eukaryota; Metazoa; Chordata; Actinopteri; Siluriformes; Trichomycteridae.
UCUCUGUUGCUGCUGCCGCUCCUCCUACAGCCGCACUGUUUAAGUAGUCCGAACACGUGGAGGCACAGCGCAGUACGUCACUGCUAGCUCCGCCCCUCACGUCCCAGCUCAACCUAGUGCGGUAUGCUCACCCUGUAGCUGCCCGAAGAGAACGAACAAUUGUGCUCGGCUUUGUACUUAAACUUAGUUCCACUUACAUAACGCGCUUUUGACGCUAAGAAUGGCUUUUGCGACCUCCGACACGUCUGAACAAGACUCCCCGAAUCACAGCAAACAAAACGGCACUACAAACGGCGACGAGAAAGACAAGGGCCUCUGCGCUCCGGAUCAGGAACCGGCUGAGAGCGAGUCUGUAAAGAUGGACGAGAAUGGCGAGCACGUCGAAGACAAACACACGACUUGUAACGAAUCGGAGGAAACCCCCUCUACCGAAAAGGCACAGAGCGGGGACAGUCAGGGAGAAAAGGAAAUGGACACUGAAUCUGAUGUAUCGAUUCGCAAAAGCGCCAGUAGUAGCGAUUGUUCGACAGACGUGACGGGGGAGCUGAAGCAAGAACAAAGAGAGGAGAACGUGUCCUCACCACCCGAAAGCGCCACGAGUAAAGUUGAAGAUGGAGCUGAGAAAAACAGCAGAGAGCUGAAACGCAGAGCCAGUGUAGAGAUGUCAUCGUCUGAUGGAGAACCACUUAGUCGCAUGGAUUCAGAAGACAGUAUUAGCAGCACGCUAAUGGAUAUGGAGAGCACAGCAUCCAGUGGGCGCUCCACACCAGCGAUGAUGAACGGCCAUGGAGGAGCAGCUUCAGCAUCAGCCAAAGGUUCAUCAUAUCCCUGUUGUUGGGACCAGUGCCCACUGCUCUUCACCAGCAGCCCAGACCUUGCUGAGCACAUCCGCUCAGUUCAUGUGGAUGGUCAGCGUGGAGGGGUGUUUGUGUGUCUGUGGAAGGGGUGUAAGGUGUAUAAUACGCCCUCAACUAGCCAGAGCUGGCUCCAACGACAUAUGCUGUCCCACAGUGGUGACAAACCUUUUAAGUGUGUAGUGGGUGGUUGCAAUGCCACAUUUGCUUCUCAGGGAGGGCUAGCUCGCCAUGUGCCUACACACUUCAGCUCUCAGAAUUCAUCCAAACUAUCCAGCCAAGCCAAACUAAAGGAAGAGUCACCUUCUAAAGCAGGCAUCAACAAACGCAGAAAGCUAAAGAACAAGUACAGGAGAUCAUUGCCACGCCCACAUGACUUUUUUGACGCACAGACGAUGGAUGCCAUCCGUCAUCGUGCCAUCUGCCUUAAUCUGGCAACCCACAUUGAGAGCCAGGGCAAGGGCCACAGCGUGGUGUUUCAUAGCACGGUCAUUGCAAAGCGGAAGGAGGAGUCUGGAAAAGUAAAGGUGCUGCUUCAUUGGACUCCAGAAGAUAUUCUGCCAGACUCUUGGGUCAGUGAGAGUGACCGGCCACAGAUGAAGACUAAAGUGGUGCAUUUAUCCCAGCUGCCCCAGGACACAGCUGUGCUACUGAUCCCCAAUGUCUACAGGAUGUUUUUCUAGGAGGUGGAGAGUUCUUUGACUCGUUGCCUGCUGACGUUCCUAAACUCAAGUGGACAAGUGGAUCUGUAGAGGCAGGAGUAACAGAAAACCCUGCUUUUCCCCCAUUAGCUCUUACUGCUCCUUUUCAGUGCCCAAAGUCUGCCAAAGCAUGCAGUGAAAUUGAUAUGUUUUUUCAUCCCUUGAAGAGGAAAAAGUUGCACAAUAUCAAAACUCUGACUGGUGCUACUUUAAAAUACUUUUUUUUUUAUGAUUAUACUACUGUAUAAUUAGAGAUGAAUUGCUCUGUCUUUGUCCACAGCUUUCUCAGCUUUGUAGAAAUCCUAAAGAUUAAUUUGUUGGGAAAGAGCCCAUGUAAAUAUUCUUGGAGAUUUGUAAUAUAUUUUUGUACUGCAAAAUUUUACUGUACUGUAGAUGCCUGUAAUAUUUGAACACAUUUAAGGAAAUGAUUACUGCACAGAGUGGUAGUGUGGGAUAGCUGUUUAGUAUAUAAUUAUUUGAAUGACUACAUAGAGUACUUCUCACUGCAGUGUUUAAAUACUGCUACUGUAUUCUGACAAUAAUAGAAGAGAAUGAUGUUCAUGUGUGUGAAUUUUUGUGACCUUAUUCUAUCUUUAUACAAGCUAAGGACCCUAAAGAGAUCUCAAAGAAUGGUGCUACAGCUAACACUAGCAUUUUAGACUUGUAGAACAAUUUUCUGGUUAAUAAUAAAGGUGCUCUGUAGUCUAUGGAGUAAAUCAGCCCAAUCUACUGUUGAAUCCUCACUCUUUUUUAUUUGUAGUAAAAACAAAAUGAUGCAA